CGACGGAUCACAGCACACCGUCUUCUCAACCGCCUAGCACCACCGAAACAACCAACAAGUUGCUAUGAUGCGAGCUGGUGCUGCUGUGGCUGUGGCGGUGGCCACGCUGCUGGUCUACUGCAGCGCUGACCCACACCAGGAACAAGAUCUAAGAGUUGGUGGACAUAGCUCCGGAGAUCGUUAUGACGAUUUCAGACAGAAAGAAGACUUUGAGGAUCUUUUGAGGUUACUCAUUCAAUACGAUACCAAAAUAGAAAAUAGGAAUUCGGGUAUCGGUGGAACAUUACCUGGUAGAAACCCUAAUACUUACGAAAACAGGUUCCUUGGAAGAGGUUACCCAGUUUCAGAGAGAGAUAUGGCAGAUAAGACACGAUACGCGAGAUAUAUCGAUUCUCUUGGGGGUGGGAAUUUCGUUCGCACUCUUGACUCCAUAGGAGGAGGAAAUUUCGUGAGGAAUUUGGAUUCCCUUGGUGGAGCUAACUUUGUUAAGCGGACCUUAGAUUCAAUUGGUGGAGCAAAUUUCGUAAAGAGAACGUUGGAUUCUAUCGGUGGAGCUAACUUUGUCAAGAGGACCUUGGAUUCUAUUGGCGGACCCAAUUUAGUGAAGAGAUACCUGGACUCAUUGGGCGGUGGCAAUUUCGUCCGACGACAGGUCGAUUCUCUGGGUGGUGGAAAUUUUGUUUAAACUCCUCUACUUACAAUUACGUAAUAGUUUUAUUCUAUUCAGAAAAUCCUACAUUGUCACCAAUUGUGUUGUAAACAAAUCUACUUAACAAAAUCAAAUAAGUACACAGGAUAAAUCCUUGCGAAGUUUUGUGUGCGUACCCCAGAAUUGGUAACAAUAUAGCGAUAUCAUAAUAUUAAUAAGCAAGUUCAAUAUUUUUGGUGUCCUUUACCUUUACGUGUUAUGAAAUAAAUUUCAAGCAAAUUAGAAACCAAGUCUUGGUUGUAUUUUUAUUUCACCCGCAUCCUAUAAUCCACUUAGGAGAAAUCCCAAACUCGUGCUGCCGUAUAAAACUAUUACGGCAACGCUAUCAUAAUUUCCUUGCAUUAUGUUAAUGCUAACGAUAUAUCACGGCAACACGUUAUGAGAUGCACGUAAAAGACGACCCCAAUAAAAGACGACCUUCACCCAUAUGUUUAUUAAAUGAUUUUUUUAUGAAAAUAUUGUCCAAAGGUUAUGUUGGUUAAGGUUUUAUCCCAUCACAACUCUGGAGCAGGCAAGUAUAACAGGUAAAUCGAUCAGUGUCGUAGCUUGCCUUGAAGGGGCCCUGUAUCAAAAUUAAUUGGGGGGCAAUAAGUAGAUGCCGAAAAAUCUCUUUAGUUUUAGAUUUACCUCUAACUCUAUCACCACAAAUUAAAAUUGGUGCCAAAAUGUUUGUUGUGUCGUACUACUUUUUUUUGAUAUAGUGGAGAAACAUUGAAAUAAACAAAGAAAAUAGUUAAUUUCUAAUUUACUAAAAUUUGUAGGUAAAACCCGAGAAAAAAGAUUGCUCUUUUGUAAUUUCUGGAUUGAAACUCUAUACGCAGUAUUUUAUGUUUAUUUUUUCGGGAAGCACCAUAUUUAAGUGAGAUUGUGGAUUAAAUUUUACUAAUUUUUGUUUUCACAAAUAAGAUACGGGGCCCCUGUAAACUGGGGGCCCCAUCAUUGAUACGGGUGAUACGGCGGUAGCUACGCCCUUGAAAUCGAUACUAGUAACUAGCAUCGAUUAAGUUAUAGUCGAUAAUGAAUAAUCCAUACUAAUCGAGCGAGCGACAGUAUGAAGCUUUGAUAUUACUCGUAUAGAAUAUGCAAACGUUAAGUUAGUUAAGACUUUAUCCCGUCACAACUCUUGUAUAGGCAGGAAAUGAUAAUUUUAUACCAUAGAUAGUAUACGUCCCUACAAAAUCACCGCAAAAAAUGAUCCGAAUUUAGCUACACCACUGAGCGCACACAUACGAAAUCUUGUCUUUAAUUCUAUUAUAUAUAUCUAUAUAUAGUUUUUACACUUCCUGAAUACAUUGUAGACGAUAUUUAGGUAAAAUUUGUUAAAAUAACGUUCAUAGUUUAAUAAGCGACUGAAUGAAAUUUAGUAAAUUUUCCACAUCAGUAAAUUGUCCGCAUCAGUUAAUGCGCUAGUGCCCUAUCUCUAGUAUAAAAUAUCAUUAUAGGCAGAUAUAACAGGUAAAUCAAUACUAUAGAUAUAAAAUUUUUCAUCCAAUGAACAGAUGGGUGAAGGCCGUUUCUAAUUCGGCUCUUAGACUAAUAUUAUUAUAAUAUGUUCAACAAAUAGAGGAAAAGAGGUAAGAUCUUUCAUUUUAUGUGAAUGUAAAUUAGUUGAUUCAUUGGUUUUUUUUUCAAAUGAAAAUAAUAUGUUUACG
Bicyclus anynana (squinting bush brown) is the source of this 2361-nucleotide messenger RNA. It is a transcript of the gene Ork, whose product is annotated as orcokinin peptides-like. The transcript is spliced from 4 exons. Lineage: Eukaryota; Metazoa; Arthropoda; Insecta; Lepidoptera; Nymphalidae. The record is from RefSeq and is a predicted model, not a curated record. Bases 65 to 685 code for a protein of 206 amino acids.